AUGCUGAGGAAAGAGGGAGCGACUGGGAAUGAGGUCGACUGGGUACCAGUUUCGGCAAAUUCGUCUCUUGCGUUUGAUACCCUUCUCAGCUUCUGCUCAACGGAGGGCCUUCAAUCUGAGUGCCUCGUCGGAUUUGCUUCUGUUUUACUCCUGACAUCAGUGGCAGGCUUUUUGCCGCCUCCAAAGUCUGCUCCUCCUGUAUCAAUCCCAGACACUCCUAUUCGCUCCUCCGAAAGGCAGGGGCAGGACAUGAUAAUCGAGGAUCUGUUCCAGUCGAUCGACAAAUGCAUGUUUUUUAGCUCCACAUGGGACGCCGCCGAAUCGUUGCUUUGCAGUGCGUUCUUCGAUCCUUCCGUUCCCUGCAAUCUCCUUGGAGCCUCAACUUUAGGAAUAAGAAAGGCCAUCUCGACAGCGAAUACGAUUGAUGACCAGCAGCUUCUCAAUGCUAUUACGUACAUGGGACCAGACUUGGGUCUUUUAUGGAAUGCUGCAAUAUGCAAUGACCAGGCCAAUGCGCUCUUAAACAUGGCUUUUAAGGGUCUACCGCCCAUCUGCUUAGUUGCGGCCUUUCUGACGAACACGAACCAUACUUUUCUUCAAAUUGAUUAUCACUCAACAAACUUGGGGGUCUUUCAGGUUGCCCGAGCGAACGAAUUUCAAACUUCCCUCUUUUGUCGAUCAGACAUCUCAGUACCAUGGUCGCCAGCACCUCCUUUCGGUGCAACUACAGUCCAGAAUCUCAGUCUUAAAGUUAGAGCGCAUCUUGCGCAUCAGCACAAGCCACUCUCAUGGAGGUUAUAUUGGAUGUUGGAUUCUGGGGAACGUAUAGCGGCAAACGAAAGCCACCAGCUUGUUCUUCAGGAAUCUAAUAUGUGUGGCCCUUGUCCUGCCGGCCAGACGGAUAAGCCACCUGAUCCCGAACGGAAUCUUGCCGAUGAACAGUCGGGAGAAGCAACAUCGCGUUUGUUCAAUUGGCAUCGAGGCUACGAUGACGGUCUCUGGCUAGACGAAGGCGAUGGGGAUGUUGAACUUAUUCGUCGACUGCAGGCACAUGCAUGGAUUAUCGACCAAUUUGAUAGCCUGGAGAGUGAUCCUGUGGAAGAGCCAAAGCGCCGUGAGCUCGACUUUGAGGGUAUAUUGCAAUGGAAUAAUGAAGUUGAAAGGUUCCGGCAGUUGGGGCACCAUGUCUCACUGUGA
Aspergillus melleus is the source of this 1197-nucleotide messenger RNA. RefSeq lists its product as uncharacterized. NCBI's taxonomy places the organism in Eukaryota, Fungi, Ascomycota, Eurotiomycetes, Eurotiales, Aspergillaceae. The transcript is spliced from 3 exons. The coding region runs from base 1 to 1197 and encodes 398 amino acids. The record is from RefSeq and is a predicted model, not a curated record.